AUGUGUGGAAUCUUUGGAUACUGCAGCUACUUGAAGGAAAAGAGCCGCAAGGAGGUUCUUGAGGUCCUCGCAGCUGGUCUCGCCCGCCAGGAAUACCGUGGAUACGACUCCGCUGGUCUCUGUAUCGACAGUGACAAGGCUGGAGAUGUCAUCUACUUCAAGGAAGUCGGCAAGGUCGCCGGUCUCCGCAAGAAAAUCGCUGCCUCCGACACGAACAUGAACAAGACCUUCAUUUCUCAAGUCUCUAUUGCCCACACUCGAUGGGCCACCCACGGUAUCCCCUCUGAGAGAAACUGCCACCCUGUCCGCUCAGAUCCCAACUCUGAUUUCGUCGUUGUGCACAACGGCAUCGUUACCAACAGCGCUGAGCUGCGCCUUGUUCUGCAAAAGCGUGGCUACAAAUUCGAAACCGAGACCGACACCGAGGCAGUCGCCAUUCUCACUAAAUACGUUUACGAUUCGCACAGCGACAAGGAACUGACCUUCACUGGUCUGAUCAAGGCUGUCUUGAAGGAAUUGGAGGGUUCCUUUGCCUUCGUCUUCAAGUCGCGUCACUACCCCAAUGAGGUGGUAACUGCUCGCCGCGGUUCCCCCCUCUUGAUCGGUGUUAAGACCGACAAGAAACUGAAGGUCGAUUUCGUUGAUGUUGAAUUCGCUGGUCAAGACAAGAGUGAGAACAUUGAAUCAAUGCAAACCAACUCUCUCCUCGCCGUACCUCAUGCCAACCCCAAGGUUUUGCGCACUCAGAGUCGCGCAUUCAUGUCCGAGGAUGGUCUCCCUCAACCCAUCGAAUUCUUCAUCGCCUCCGACGCUGCUGCCAUUGUCGAGCACACCAAGCGCGUCCUCUACCUCGAAGAUGAUGACAUUGCCCACAUUGCCGAGGGUGAACUCCACAUCCACCGCAUGAGGCGCAAGGAGGAUGGCGACCAGACCCCUAGCCAAAUCGCCGCUACCCGUACCAUCGAGACCCUCGAGCUCGAGAUCGCUGCUAUUAUGAAAGGCAAAUUCGACACCUUCAUGCAGAAGGAGAUCUAUGAACAGCCCGAGUCCGUGGUCAACACAAUGCGUGGUCGUGUCAACUUUGAUGCCAACAAGAUCACCCUCGGUGGACUCCGCGCAUAUCUGCCCAUCAUGCGCCGCUGCAGGCGUAUGGUGUUCAUUGCGUGCGGAACGAGUUAUCACUCGUGCUUGGCCACCCGCGCUAUCUUCGAGGAGCUUACCGAAAUCCCGGUCAGCGUUGAGCUUGCAAGUGACUUUUUGGACCGCAAGACUCCCAUUUUCAGGGACGAUGUCGUGGUGUUCCUGAGCCAGAGCGGAGAGACUGCGGAUACUAUCCUUGCGUUGAGAUACUGCGUUGACAGGGGUGCCCUGUGCGUUGGUGUCGUUAACACUGUCGGCUCGACUUUGUCUCGUGAGACCCACUGUGGUGUCCACAUCAACGCUGGACCUGAAGUCGGUGUUGCUUCUACCAAGGCCUACACUUCUCAAUACGUCGCCCUCUUGAUGAUCGCUCUCCAACUCUCUGAGGAUCGCAUCUCCUUCACUGAGCGCAGGAACCAGAUCAUUGACGGACUCCACGCUCUUCCUGGUCAGAUCAAGAAGGUCCUUGAGCUUGACGGCGCAUUGCAGCAGCUCGCUGCCACUGUUGCCCAGAACAAGAGUCUCUUGCUCAUGGGCAGAGGGUAUCAAUAUGCUACCUGCCUCGAGGGUGCCCUGAAGAUCAAGGAAAUCAGCUACAUGCACUCGGAAGGUAUCCUUGCCGGCGAGCUGAAACACGGUCCCCUCGCCCUCGUUGACGAAAACAUGCCCGUGAUCAUCAUCAUGACACAAGACUCGCUUUACCCCAAGGUACAAUCGGCGUUUGCCCAGAUCACAGCACGCAAGGCCCAACCCAUUGUGCUGUGCAACGAGGGUGACGAGGGUAUUGCUGCCGGUGUGAAGACUAUCCGGGUGCCCAAGACCGUGGAUUGCUUGCAGGGCCUUUUGAACAUCAUCCCGCUCCAGAUUCUGAGCUACCAUUUGGCGGUCAAGAAUGGAUGCGAUGUUGAUUUCCCUCGUAACUUGGCAAAAUCUGUGACUGUCGAGUAA
Molecule: messenger RNA, 2088 nt
Organism: Psilocybe cubensis
Lineage: Eukaryota; Fungi; Basidiomycota; Agaricomycetes; Agaricales; Agrocybaceae
Exons: 7
Coding region: 1-2088 (695 amino acids)
Biological process (GO): fructose 6-phosphate metabolic process; protein N-linked glycosylation; UDP-N-acetylglucosamine metabolic process
Molecular function (GO): L-glutamine:D-fructose-6-phosphate transaminase (isomerizing) activity; carbohydrate derivative binding
Source: RefSeq, a predicted model, not a curated record